GCGCUCUGCAUCUCCCCCUUUCCCGCCCCCUCGCUCUCGCCUGCGCCUCGGGGCUCCUCCAUUUUGUGCUGCGGCUGCGGCGCUCCCGCGUUGUUUUCACCCCGCCUUGCCCUGCGUGCUCGAAUCGAAACCACGGCCCAUGGCUGAGAGUCACUCACCGGCCGGGCUGGGGGAGUCUGCGUCCCUGGCCGGGCCUGGCGCCCCCGGUUCAGAGUCUGAAAGCCGGCGGCGGCCGCUGAGCGAGCUGCGCGUGAUAGACCUGCGGGCCGAGCUCAGGCACCGCAACUUGGACAGCGGCGGGAACAAGAGCGUCCUCAUGGAGCGGCUGAGGAAGGCUAUUGAGGAGGAAGGAGGGAAUCCUGAUGAAAUUCCAGUGGUUUCAGAAAAUAUAAUGAAGAAAACUCCCAAAAGAAGCAGCAAAGGACGUAGACCAGACGAAGAGGGAGUGGAAGAUAAUGGCCUGGAGGAGGAUUCUGGAGAUGGACAGGACGAUAUUGAAGCAAGUUUGGAUAACUUGCAGGAUAUUGACAUGAUGGAUAUUAGUGUGUUAGAUGAAGCUGAAAUAGAUAAUGGCAAUGCAGUAGAUUGUGGAGAUGAUUACAGUGCCCAUAAUAUUCUUGACUCGCUGUCUGAUAGUAGAGAAAAUGCUGAUGCAGAAGUGAAAGAACUUCCAGAUCAGCCUACACAGUAUGCUGUAGGUAACUUGGAGGCAUCCCCACAAUUUUCAGAAAUUAAAGAAGAAUCAAGAGAAAUACCAAUAGUGAUGGUAGAGUUUGAAGAUGUUGGGAACAGUUUAGAUGCUUCUUCAUCAGAUUUAACCGUAAUAAAGGAACUUGAAGAGUUACCUUUGGAGCCAGAAAAUGAGAAAAUACUCGACAUUUUGGGGGAAACUUGUAAAUCUGAGCUACUUAACGAAGAACCUCCCGAAGCGGAGCGGCCGCGUGCGCAGGAAGCCAGUAACGCGGGGCCAGGCAAGAGGCUGGCUGAGGAAGAGGACGCUCUCGCUGCCGCUCAGCUGGAGGAAGAUGCUUUAGCUUUGGACAGCAAAUCGGCCCAAGCUUUGGCAAGGAAGGAAGCAAAGCGUUUAGUGGUAGCAAAAGGGGAGACAAGUGAACAGAGCCCCGAGGAAGAGGCCCCGGACUCUGAAGGUGUAGUGGUAGAGACCCUAAGCGAUCAGAGUAGCAAACGCUCCCAAGGCCUGGAAGCCUCUAGUGGGGAGACAGCGGAGAAAGGCGCAGGUGCCGAAGCCAGAGAUAGCAAAGAAGAUGGCAAGAGAGCAGAAGACAAAGCUAAUUCAGAGGAAUCUUCCCCUGCCACUAAAGAGUCCUCAGCCAGUGAGGGCGGUGAUCAGAAAAAGAGCCCUGUUGAAGACAAAGAUGCAAAGGCAGUCGCAAAAGAUGAGAAAGGCCGUGUGGGGAGUGGUUCUGGCAGAAAUUUGUGGGUUAGUGGCCUUUCCUCCUCUACUAGGGCUACAGACUUGAAGAAUCUUUUCAGCAAGUAUGGAAAGGUGGUUGGUGCAAAAGUGGUGACAAAUGCUCGCAGUCCUGGUGCUCGCUGCUAUGGCUUUGUGACAAUGUCGACAUCUGAGGAGGCCACCAAGUGUAUUAAUCACCUCCACAGAACAGAGCUGCAUGGUAAAAUGAUUUCUGUGGAAAAGGCAAAAAAUGAACCAGCAGGAAAAAAGCCUUCGGACAAAAAGGAAGGUGAAACAAGGAAGGAAAAAGACAGGCACCAUUCUGCAGAGUCCAAAUCUGAGAAGUCUGUUGGUAUUAAGAAGGAGGAGAAGAUCGACAAAAAAGAUGAUGCUAAGAAAUCAGAAAAAGAUGAAAAAGAAGGAAAAGAAAAGGAUGAACAAAAGACUUCUGAUAGAUCCAGGGCAAGCAAAUCAGCAAGUCGAGGAACCGAAAGGACAGUGGUAAUGGAUAAAUCUAAAGGAGAGCCAGUUAUUAGUGUGAAAACCUCUGCAUCAAAAGAGAGGAGCACAAAAAGCCAGGACCGCAAAUCGGAGAGCAAAGAAAAGCAGGAUAUUUUAUCAUUUGAUAAAAUCAAGGAGCAGCGGGAACGGGAACGGCAGAGGCAGAGGGAGAGAGAAAUCAGGGAAACGGAGAGGCGCCGAGAGAGAGAGAGAAGAGACCGGGAGCAGCGCCUUGCAGCCAUUCACGAGCGGGAUGAGAGACAGAGGCUCCAGAGGGAGCGGGAACGGCUGGAAUUCCAAAGGCAGCGCCUGGACAGAGAGCGCUUGGAGAGGGAGAGGUUGGAGAGGGAAAGGAUGCACAUAGAGCAGGAAAGGAGACGGGAACAGGAGCGAAUCCAGAGGGAGAGGGAAGAGCUGCGACGCCAGCAGGAGCAGCUGCGCUACGAGCAGGAGCGGAGAUCUGCCAUGAGGAGACCUUACGAUCCUGACAGCAGGCGAGAUGAUCCGUACUGGCCCGAGGCGAAGCGGCUGGCGCUGGAGGAUCGCUACCACUCCGACUUCGGGCGGCAGGAUCGCUUCCAUGACUUCGACCACAGGGACCGCGGCCGCUACCAGGAUCACUGCUUGGACAGGAGAGACUGUACAAGGGGAAUUCCAGAUCGAGAUGGGCAGCACUACCCAGAUGAACGGCACGGGGGGCCUGACCGUCACUCCCGGGAUUCCUGGGGUGGCUACAGCUCUGACAGAAGGAUGAGUGAGGGAAGAGGGAUCCCCCCACAAACCCGAGAUGGACGUGACUGGGGAGAUCAUGGUCGAAAGUUAGAGGGGCAUCAAGAUCGUACAUGGCAGGGAAAUGUGGAUGGAGGAGUGAUGGGACGGGAUCAUGAGAGAUGGCAAGGUGGUGAUAGAAGCAUGCCUGGUCAAUCAGGACCAGGCCAUGGGAUGACUCGAGGAGGAACGUCAGGGCGUGGAGGCUUCACUGCAGCCGGGAGCCAGGGCCAGGUGCUGCAGGGCAGUGGGAUCCCAGGUGUGUUUGCAGGCCCAGAGAGGACAACCAGACUGAGUGAGCCCCGCUUCAGCCGCCGCUACUGACGGCGCUCGCUGUACAUUGAUGUAUUUUAUUUGGUUUUUUUAAUUGCCACGUGACAGUGGUCGUGAGUUUUAUUAACCAGGGUCACCUUGAGUUUGUGAUUCUAAAAAAAAAAAAAAAAAAUUAGCAAGACUGCUGCUGCACUGUAGCCAAAUACUGUGUCAACUUGGUUUGGGGUUUGUUGGUUUUGGUUUGGUUUGUUUGUUUGUUUGUAAUGAACAUGGUGUUGGUCAAGCAUCACUUUUAAGUUUCUGCAAGUGAAACAUUCCAUUUUUAAAAAUAAUAAAAUCGGUUUAUGGC
Molecule: messenger RNA, 3305 nt
Organism: Pseudopodoces humilis (Tibetan ground-tit)
Lineage: Eukaryota; Metazoa; Chordata; Aves; Passeriformes; Paridae
Product: scaffold attachment factor B2-like
Biological process (GO): regulation of mRNA processing; regulation of transcription by RNA polymerase II
Cellular component (GO): nucleus
Molecular function (GO): sequence-specific DNA binding; RNA binding
Source: RefSeq, a predicted model, not a curated record